AUGGCCGAAGUUCCUGAUCUAAGGCAUCCGUCCAAUCUGCAUGAAGAUGCCGAAUCUACCGGAAAUGGUACAAACGGCAAUAUAGAAGUCAAGCCUGAAGACAUUACAGAUGGACCAGAGUCUCCAGCCAAAACACCAACGCGUCCAAUUGGACUAAAAUCCCCAGCUAAACGGUCACUGGAAGACCUUGAUAAUUCUGCUCGAAAAAGAGCCCAUUCAACAUAUUCAAGAUUAAUGGAAGAUGAAAAUAAUGAGGAAGAUGGAGUGCUCCGACAACAAGAGCUUAAACUAGCCCAGCAAAUCAUUGAAGACUCGAAAGAACUGGCACCUCCAACUCCAAAAAGAAAAAGAGGUAGGCCAAGAAAAGAAGACCAGGUGAAGAAGCCCCAACCUGCAGUGGAAUUGACUCCUCGAAGGCGAGAAAGAAGAGCUGUUGUGCAAAAGAGAGAGGAAGAGAAAGAGGCAGAGAAACUAAGGCUCCAAGAAGUGAAACAGAGGAGGACAAGAAAAAGAUCAGCUGCUAAGGAAGAAAGUGAUCUGCUGGAAGAGAGUGAUGACAGUGAAGACGACUUCACCGAGUCCGAAGAGGAGACUCCAAAACGAACUAGGAAGGUGACAACCCCAAGGAAGCCCAAAGCGUCUCCGCGGGCGGAGCUGCCCACGCCAGUCAAGGCCAAGAAGGAACCUAAACCUAAGAAGGAGCCAAAACCUAAGAAGGAACCAAAACCCAAGAAAGAGCCCAUUCAAAGGCGAACGAAGAAGGGAAGGCCUAGUAAGCAGGAAAAGGUAACUGGUACAGUGCACAGUAUCUUCCACAUGGACGAUCUCGAGUUCUUCCAGGACCGUCCAGAAACUCCAAGCACGACAUCAUCACCUUCAAAGCCUAAACUGUCAAUUUCACUUAAUUUCGAUAACACAGGCGACAGUACAUUCUCUUACAUUCCCCUGAUCAGUGGACUUCAAAAACGACCAAAGAGCAAACCUGAAAGUGCACCUAUUCAACAAUUUGAGCCACUUCCAGUUCCAGAAGUUGACGAAGAGGGAAACAUCAAGGACAAGAAUUACGUGAAGAAGUAUUUCCCAGACUCUCAAAUACUGUCGAACUUUUCUGGAAGACUCACCGACGAAAGAGCCUACUUCUUGGAAGGAAGUGAAGGCUACUUCGAACAGCAUAAUCUUCGAUUCAGGCCAUCCUCGAGUGCAUUGAGCUCCAAUGCACCUGAACUCAAUUACGACGAGUUUUUGCCUAUGGUUAAGCUAGGCAGUCUCAUUCACCACAAUGAAAGGAAAGCACUCAACACCCUCCAUCGCAAGUUAUACCACCAAUGGUGCUUUGAAUUGAGCCAAGGUUACAACCUCAAUUUUUAUGGUAUUGGUUCAAAGGUUAAUCUUAUACUUGACUUUGUUAAUAAUUAUUUGCUUGACUGGUACGAGCAAACGCUUCUAGGCGACGACGAGUUUCCCGUGGUAAUGGUUGUCAACGGGUAUAAUCCUGCAACCAAACUUAAGCUGGUUAUUCAUGACAUUGCCUCGGCUAUUGUCACGCCAGAGAUCAGAAAAGAAAAAGGUAUCAAGAUGCCGAAACAUAUCGGUGAGGCGUUCCCGUUUUUGGUCAGUUACAUGAAGAGGCAUGUGGUUUACCACGCAGAGCAUGGGCUCGUCAAACCUAAACUUAUACUUGUUGUACAUAAUAUUGACGGUGAUGCAUUCAGGGAUGAAAGGUCGCAGAAUAUCCUUUCCCAGCUUGCAUCACUUCCUGACGUGUGGCUCCUCACCUCCGUGGAUAACGUGAAUGCCAGUCUUUUAUGGGAUCUUUACCGCUUCAAGAACUUCAAUUUCCUUUGGCACGAUGCCACCACCUACGAUCCUUACGGAGUGGAGCUUUCUUUCAAAGACGUUCUCAGUAUGGGCCGGUCCAAGAGGUUUGUGGGAAGCAAGGGCGCUAAAUACGUUUUGACGUCGCUUAGCUCGAACGCACAAGAGCUUUAUAGAGUGUUGCUGCAGAUGCAAUUGAAAGUCUUGGAAGACGCCACGGCGUCAAAAUCUGGCAGAACAGGUCUUCGAGGUUCUAUCAAGCUUGGCGUGGGGUUCAAAGAUCUUUAUCAACAGUGCUUAAAGGAGUACGUCACGUCCAACGAAAUGAACUUCAGAAGCAUCCUCGGCGAAUAUGUCGAACACAAGAUGUGUUCGCUUACUAAAAACGUUUCAGGCAAGGAGGUGGUUUUUAUUCCCUAUGCCUAUGACGAAAUAGCGCUUAUCUUAAAAGAGCACUACAAGAAAUAG
Molecule: messenger RNA, 2283 nt
Organism: Candidozyma haemuli
Lineage: Eukaryota; Fungi; Ascomycota; Pichiomycetes; Serinales; Metschnikowiaceae
Product: origin recognition complex subunit 2
Exons: 1
Coding region: 1-2283 (760 amino acids)
Biological process (GO): DNA replication
Cellular component (GO): nuclear origin of replication recognition complex; nucleus
Molecular function (GO): DNA replication origin binding
Source: RefSeq, a predicted model, not a curated record